Messenger RNA from Platichthys flesus (European flounder), 7807 nucleotides. RefSeq names its product epidermal growth factor receptor pathway substrate 15-like 1a (gene eps15l1a). The transcript has 26 exons. The record is from RefSeq and is a predicted model, not a curated record. Gene Ontology annotation, cellular component: clathrin coat of coated pit; plasma membrane; cytoplasm. The coding region runs from base 37 to 2871 and encodes 944 amino acids. Gene Ontology annotation, molecular function: calcium ion binding; cadherin binding. Gene Ontology annotation, biological process: endocytosis; endosomal transport. Lineage: Eukaryota; Metazoa; Chordata; Actinopteri; Pleuronectiformes; Pleuronectidae.
AGGGAGGGUGGGUGCGUUCCCGCAGCAACAGGGAAGAUGGCAGCUCCUACAUCUCUCACCCAGUUGUCAAGCGGAAACCCUGUAUAUGAGAACCUUUACAGACAGGUGGAUCCAGGGAAUACAGGGAGAGUAGGACCAACAGAAGCUGCCUUGUUCCUUAAGAAGUCCGAACUGCCUGACAUUACACUUGGAAAGAUUUGGGAUUUGGCAGAUCCUGAUGGAAAAGGCUAUCUGGACAAACAGGGGUUUUACGUUGCUCUGCGGCUGGUGGCAUGUGCUCAGAGUGGACAGGAAGUCAGUCUGUCCAGCCUCAACCCCACUAUCCCUCCUCCCAAGUUUAAGGACACCAGUAGUCCGUCUAUGAGCAACACAGCUUCUGCCUCCUCUGAAUUACAUUGGGCUGUCAGGCCAGAGGAGAAGAGUAAAUUUGAUGGAAUCUUUGAAAGUUUGGAUCCAGUGAAUGGCCUGCUGUCAGGAGAGAAAGUCAAACCAGUCCUCAUCAACUCCAAACUACCUCUGGAUGUCCUUGGGAAGGUUUGGGACCUGAGUGACAUAGAUAAAGAUGGCCAUCUGGACAAAGAUGAGUUUGCAGUGGCUAUGCACCUUGUAUACCGUGCCUUGGAGAAGGAGCCUGUUCCUGCACUCCUCCCUUCUUCCCUCAUCCCUCUAUGUAAGAGGAAGAAGAGUCUGGGCUCAGUCGCCAGCUCUGUUCCUGGACUACCUGCCAGCCCUCCACCACCAAAAGAUUCACUACGCUCCACACCCUCCCACGGCAGCAUGAACUCACUCAACAGCACUGGGAGCCUGUCACCCAAACACACACUCAAGUCUGGACAGCAAGUUUCGACACAGGCAUCUCUGUCUAUGUCUAAGCAUUUGGUGAACUGGGUGGUGCCAUUGCCAGACCGUGGUCGCUAUGACGAUAUCUUCCUGAAGACUGAUGCUGACUUGGAUGGUUUUGUCAGUGGACUGGAAGUAAAGGACAUCUUCAUGCAUUCUGGACUUUCUCAGAAUGUCCUUGCCCAUAUAUGGGCUUUGGCAGACACAAGGCAGAUGGGCAAGCUGACCAGGGAACAGUUUGCUCUUGCUAUGCAUUUCAUCCAGCAGAAAGUCAGCAAGGGCAUAGACCCUCCACAGACCCUGACUGCGGAAAUGAUACCUCCCUCUGAGAGAGGCACUCCAGUACCAAGUAUGUCAGGAUACAUGACCCCAGUGGGAUCAGAGAUGGCUGCGCUCUCUGAUAUGAGAAGGGACAGCUCCAGCUCAGUGGGAUCAGGGGAGUUCACGGGCAUCAAGGAGUUGGAUGACAUCAGCCAGGAAAUAACCCAGUUGCAGAGGGAGAAGUACAACCUUGAACAGGACAUCAGGGAGACAGAGGAGGCCAUCAGAUAUAAGAGUACAGAGGUGCAGGAGAUGCAAAAUGACCUGGACAGAGAGACAGCCAGCAUGCAAGAGCUUGAUGCUCAGAAACAAGACGCCCAAGAACGCCUGGAGGAGAUGGACCAGCAGAAACAUAAAUUAGAAGACAUGCUGAACGAAGUCCGAAUGAAGUGCCAGGAAGAGUCUCAGAUGAUCUCCUCGCUCCAGAGUCAGAUCCACUCCCAGGAAUCAGACUUACAGAGCCAGGAGGAAGAACUGAGCCGGGCAAAGGCAGACUUAGGUCGAUUGCAACAGGAGGAGAUACAGCUGGAGCAAAGCCUGGCUGCUGGUAAGAUCCAGCUGGAGACCAUCAUCAAGUCCCUUAAGGCCACGCAGGAUGAGAUCAACCAGGCUCGCAGUAAAUUGUCACAGAUCCAGGACAGCCAACAGGAGGUGUCUAAAAGCAUCGAGCAGUACAACAGCACCUUGAAUGGAACCCAUGGAGGCAGUAUGACUAACCUGGCAGACAUGAGCGAGGGCUUCAGUGACAGAGAAAAUGGAGGAUUCCCAGCCAUGGUGAGAGCAGCACAGGAGGAUCCUUUCAAAGUGAAGCCAUCCGUGUUCAACAGCCAGCCUCAGGAGCUUCCCACUGACCCCUUCCACUCUGAAGACCCCUUCAUAACAGACCCAUUUAAAGGUGACCCUUUCCAAAAUGACCCUUUUGCAAAGCAGCCACCAGCGUCCACAGAUCCAUUUGGAGGGGACCCGUUCAAAGAGACAGAUCCAUUCAAAGCUUCAUCAGAAGAUUUUUUCAAGAAGACCACAAAGAUCGACCCCUUCUCCACAACAGACCCCUUCAAUAAAAGUGCCACAUUACCUUCAAAGCAAGCCAGUCACUUCACAAGCAAUGACCCAUUCUCAUCAAGUAACCCAAAGCACAGAGGAGCUGACCUAUUUGGCGCAUUGGACCCGUUUGGCAGCAGUUCAUUCAGCAGCAGCAGUAACAGCUCAGCUGGAUUUGCAGACUUCAGCCAUAUGUCCAAGCCCAGAGACCCUUUUGAAGGCAGAGCCAGCUGGCUGCCAGACUACCAGAAGUCAGUGUUUGUGGACGACCCCUUCAACAGGAAGAGUGACACACCAGCUUUGCCACCAAAGAAAAGUGUUCCCCCAAGACCCAAACCCCCUAGUGGUAAGAGCACACCAGUGAGCAUGUCUGGCACAGCCGACCCUUCCAAACCGGAUGACCCCUUCCAGCCGUUUGGCAGCGACAUCAUUGAUCCAUUUCAGAGUAAAAAGGGCUUGGGAGACCCCUUCAGUGGCAAAGACCCUUUUGCUCCAUCCUCAUCAAGACCUGAAAAAGUUAAGUUUGGGAAUGAGGCUCAGCAGUUGGAGUGGGCUAAGAGAGAGAGUGAGCGAGCAGAGCGUGAGCGGCUGAAGAGGCUCAGACAGCAGGAGCAAGAGGACCUGGAGCUGGCCAUCGCCCUCAGCAAGGCCGAGAUGUCCAAUGCAUGACCCCCCACACAUAGACAGACAGUGCGUAGACAGGCUAACAAACAGACAACAUGACUGACAUCUACUUGACUGACACCUGCACCCCCCACUAUUUACAUUCUCAAAUACUCUAUGACUCAAUAAAUGAGGAGCAGAAAGAUGCUGAAAGACCUUCUGGGCAAGUCUUGCCACUGACCCUAAGUAAAAAAAAAAAAGAGAAGACAAUUAGACUGUGGGCCCGAGAAUCAUCACUGCAAAACUCCUGCUGACAUGAAUAGACAGAAUACUGGAAGAGGACCAGGCACUGUGUAUAAGCACUAUGAUGGCUUGACACUGUUGGAUCCACUCACUGGUCUGAGCAGAUAAGAAAAGCAUACCCAACAAAUCACAUUGGCAGUUUGCAUUUGUGCAUUGGUGGUUUUUCUUCUCCACCUUCUCUCACAGUGGUUGAAAAUAUGGCAAACAGGCUCACAAUACUUCUGCUUCCGUUCUUACAAGCAGCAGUGAAGAAAAAUCACAGCACAAUUCUUACUGCCAUGUUUUGGUGAGGAUUUUUUUCCGGCUGUGUUUGUGUGACAUGGACAUAUCACUGAUUCUCACUUAGUAUUCAGUGUUGGGUUGUUGUGCUGGUAUGAACUGCUAUAGAAUGAUGUGUUGCAAAAGUAUAUGUGAAUAUAGAGGCAUAUGGAGAAGACUGAAUCUGGAUUUUCACUCCUCAGGAUUAAGGAUUUUCACCUCAGUUCAGUUUGCACUCCCUGUUUUUCCCUCAGGAAACACUCACUGAUCCAGACUCAGUUGACUUUUAUUAGUUGACUUCUUUUCACUCCAGUACAUGCUAAAAUAGGCAAAUUGAAAUUGAAAAUAAUCUUUUCAUCUGUCUCUGGGUACCAGGAAGCAUAUUUCUCAGAAUAUUGAGUUUCCUCUUAUUUUGGUCCCACACCAGGUGCAUUAGUGUCUGAGAAUCUGGCCCGGUGUCCAGACCCUCCGCUUCUUUCUUCCAGGUCAGACUUAGUCAUUGAUAACAUUAUUAACCAGCAAUAGAGGGAUAUGUUCACAUUUCACGUUUGUGAAAUUAUUGGAGCAAAAAACUGAUACAUCCAUUAUACAGAUUUCAUUUAAUGUCCCUGGUACCAUGGCAGGUUGAAGUAACAGUUCUAAUGAUUGACAGUGAGAAAUUGUAUAGAUAUAUUUUCUUUGUCCAGGAGUGUGAGAAAGUUUGUGGAGAGUUUUAUGUGAUGACCUUGGAAACUCUCUCCCCUACUGUCAAAGUGUAUAUAGACCAACAGAGCUAACUAUGCUUCAACUCUAAUCCUGCUGUGACGUACACCACAUUCAACAAAGGCAACAUGAGGGAAUUAUUUUUUCUACAUUUGACUUUGUUUUAUAGAGAGUGAGGGAUUUUAACACAGGUUUUAUUUCUUAUUAUUCUGUUGACAUAAUUUGCUGUUGAGUUGGACCCACUCUAAAGCUAUUUUGAGUGUUUGUAAAAGUCUUUAACUGGCUGACAUCAGGUUUAAUUAGGCUGGAAACUGGAAAUAUGUGAAAAGGUUUGUGACGUAUCAUAGCUUACUGUUCUAACAUGGACUGAGCCACUCACCUUGUUUUGAUGUGAGCUACUUGAAGCAAAAUAUGAUGUUUGAGUGAGACACUGACUUUCUAUUUCACUCAGAGCCGCUGUGUUGUAGUUACAUGUCGUGUUUUAUAUAUGUGUCUGUAUUCUGUGUGUCCAUGAUCAAUCACACUCUUACUGUUUUGCCAUGUGCAUGUCCUGCAGUCAGGUCCUGCUCAGAGCCCACAUGUUCUCCCCAUCGCCACUUUAGGGGAUGAUUUUUUUAGUUAAACUUGUUUGUCAUGGGAAGAAAAGUCUUUCAUUACCAAAUUGAUACAACUGCAGCAGGAGCAUUACACAAUGCUGAAUAUCUCCUCAUAGAACCUGAACAUUUCAGUCAUUCAGUCGUUCCUAGAAGUUAGGUAAAGAAUUCUGAAAAUACAAAGUCCUCUUAACAACUUGGAAGUUUUUUUGAAGUGAAUAUAAAUUAGGAGAUUGUUUUCUUCAGUACAAUCUCAUAUAGUGUUCAGACACUAUAUAAAUUCCCGUUUGCCAGGAUAAAAACCUGUGUCAUGAUUUGAUUUGUAUUGUUUGAUUUAACCCAAACCUCAGUUAAUCCAGUUUUUCAUAUUGACCUGUCUAAUUUGCAUGUGCUUUUAUGAUGUUUGGCCGUUACAAAGGUAGUUUAUUUUUUCUGAAUUUUUCACAUAACGAAUUUAUGUUUUACAAAAAUGUCUGUUCCUUAAAAUUAGAUGUGAUGCCUAAUAUGAUGGUCCUGGGUAAGGGCUUGCUCUUUGUGAAAUGGCAAAAAGCUGAAUCUUUGGUAGAACCAAGAUAGAAUGUAAACUCAGUCCUUUGUAUUGGGGUUAGGGUUGCAAAAUUCCGGGAAUAUUCAAAGUGGGAAACUUUCCAUGGGAAUAUAGGGGAAUUAACGGAAAAAAACUGGAAAUUGUGUGGGUAAUUUAUACUAACUGUAUUUACCUUGUCAUACACAGACAUAAAUAUAGACAUUUUGUUUUGUCAUAGGCUGGUUUGAGCCCUGAGGAAACUUUGGGCACUUGACUAUACGCUUCUUGAUCUUUGUGUCAUUCUCAACACUGGUCUUUGCACACUAUUUGCAAAUGCACACAGCCUUUCUUUCUACAUUGGCUGGGGUGAAAUGUAUCCACACAUAAAGAUAGUGCACGUGGAAGUGUUCUGUAGAAUAAGAUGAGAAAGCUUGUAAAAAAAGACUAAUGAAAUGCCAGAGAUAUAAAUAAUUUGCCAAACAAUUGGAAUCGUCUUAAAAAAUAUUUACAAUUGAUGGAUAAAUGAUUAGAAAUAGGCUAGAUGAACAGAGGAACCAUCCUCAAUCAGCAUGUUUAUAUAUUUUCCCCAGAACGAUAGAAACUUACCUGAUAUUCCUGCACAUAUCUGCUUCUCCAAUCACCACAUUGAGGAGUGCAAUACCAGGACUGACAUACUGAACACCCCCCCCAUUAUACAUGUCUGUAACAAUGUGUCUGCUGGGAACGCAUAAUGUGAAUUCACCCACAUUGGAGUUGAUGCUGGUCAAGUUGAAGUUGAUGUGCAGCCACUGGUUCUGCCACAGUGGGAACUGCCUCUCCUUGCCAUUUCCUUUGUCAUGUUUACAUAUCAUUAAUAUUUACUUUGCUUUAGCUGUUACAAACUUUCUUCCUGUAGAGGAAGAGUGACCCUUGUAUUAAAUAAGCCUCUCCAUCUAAGCUGUGUACAGCUAACACCUCUGUUGGCCUUCCAUCUACAGCUGAGUCAUAAGGCAUGUGCUAGCUUUUCAAAUGCUUGCCAUGCUCCUGCCACACGGCUGUGGAAAGGUCACUAUAUGAGCGACUAUGUUCAUAUAUCAUUGUCUGUUUUUUCUUUUCUCACAGAAAGCAAAUUGUGCUGUUUGUAGUUUUUUUAUAGACUCACCUCCUGCUUUAUUCUUUUGUCCCUACUUAGGACUUAAAUGUUAAAAAAGUCAUUAGUGUUACAUUUCAUGAUGUGCUUGUAGUUUUUAGCUAAGUUUACCAUUAGUUUAAAAUGGAAUUUCAUUGCUAGCAAAGUGUUUUUUUAGUUACCUGAAGGGCCAUCAGCUUUUUCACAACAAUGUAACAGACAACUUGUGCAGCAAAAAUAACAAGACUGUCUUCAAGUGACCAUUAUAUAACUUCAUAUGGAACAUGUUAUCACCAAUCUAUAAUUUUCAAUAGAUUUGUGUGUGUCCCACAGAGUGUCCCACACGGUGCUCUAGGAGGAGGUUUGGGCAACCUGAAAUUAUUUCUGUCAUUUAAAUAGAUCUGCUCCAUAAUGACAUUCUGUGGUCAUAAUUUAAGCAUAGAAAGUGACAGUGGUCCUGUUGCCUUCAGUAGCUCUCAGUAUCGGGACCAAUUGCUGUGUUUUUCUGGAGCUUGUGUGAAGGUUGAUGGCUCAGGCUCAGUUGUGUAAAAUCCCUCAGAUGAAACUAGGAACUAUUUGAUCAAAGAGUAAUCUAAGACCCUGAUUAUAUAUCUGAUGAAAACUCUUCCUACUUGAAAGUUACUGCCGGUUUUCAGAUCCAAACAGUCCUCAUACUUGAUACUGAGCCAUAGUGUGAUCUCUGACCCCCCCUCUGUCCUUCAUGUGUUUCUGUCCUUGUCCCACUGACCUCAGCCUGUCUGCUGUGUGCUGCUUAGACUGGAGAGCUCCUUAGUGGUACCCUGAUCCAUACUGUGUUUUUCAUCCUACUCCUCAAUUGUGCAAUAGAUGAUGUUUAUUUUGGUUGUGUUGUGCAUCCUGCGAAAGCAGUUUGAUGAUUUUAUAUGUAGCAUAUGUUUUUAAUGUGUUUUAUUUAUGUACCUUCCACCCCCCCCCCCCCCAACUUGCUGAUUUCAUCCUACUAAAGCAGCACAAUCUAAAAACCUUUCAUUACAGAAUGUAAUAUUAUAAAAUGCAACACUCAGUAUUUUGAAAUGAGCAACAAAAUUAUUAUUUUAAACAAUCCAUAUUUAUAUAGUGACAGCUGAAACAUCAAUAUUUACAACUAAAUUCCUUAGUUAUAGUCAGUUUUAUUUCUCUUUUUAAGAAGUGGAUAUUUUGUAUUUUGUCUUUACUGACAUGCUGAUAUUAACCAGUGACCUGGCUACAUUUUUGAUUUAGUUUCACCCCCCCCCCCCCCCUCCCUCACACAAAGGUAAAAUAAUCUGAGCUGUCUUUAUUAAGAUGGAUACAGUGUGUAUACAGUCUGUAUAGUAUCAUGUCUAUUAUAUUUGUCCCAUAAAAAAUGAAGAAGAAGAAAAAGUAAACUUGACAAGGAACCAUUUGGGAGGUUGCCUAUAGUUACACUUAUGCUGAAAGAAUUAUUUUUGAACAGUGAUGCUCUCUACAUGGUCUGUACUGUUUACUAGAAUAAACGUUUCAGUUUAAUAACAA